Racocetra persica is the source of this 143-nucleotide messenger RNA. NCBI's taxonomy places the organism in Eukaryota, Fungi, Glomeromycota, Glomeromycetes, Diversisporales, Gigasporaceae. The record is from the annotation of a GenBank genome assembly.
UAUACUAGAGCUAACUACCUAUACAGCUAUUGAAAAUAAUAAUAUAGUUUUAGAGCAAGAUGAAGUUUUGGUAUCUUCCCAAUUAUCAAAUAGUGAGAAACUAGAGAUUGGAUCAAUGAUUGAUCUGUUAAAUACAAAUUUUG